AUGGUUAAAGAAUGGGACAUGUUAGAAGAGGUUAGUAGUUGGAACCCUCGCUUGGAGAAAUUGAAGAUUUUAUUUGGGAACUUGACAUUAAAGUCACCAUUAUUAGAGCGUAUUAAGGAAGCCCAGAAAACGGACCCUACAAUCCAAAAGAAUGUAGAGAAAGUGCAAAAAGGGGAAACCCUAGAUUUUAAAUUAGGGUCUGAAGGAGUGUUGAGAUUUCGAGAUCGAAUUGCAGUUCCGGCUGAUGAAAGAUUAAGGAGAGAAAUUCUAGAAGAAUCACAUCGAUCGAGGGAAAGUCUUCAAGAGUACUCUAUAGAGCUCAAAAGUCUUGCCUUGAAGAUUCUCAACCUAAUAGCAAAAGCAUUAGGAAUGAAGCAUGAAGAAAUUGAAGUGCUUUUAGAAGAAGGGUUGCAAUCCAUGAGGCUCACUUACUAUCCUCCAUGUCCUCAACCUGAGCUGGUCACAGGCCUCUGCCAUCACUCUGAUCCUGUUAGCCUCACCAUUUUACUUCAAAUCAACGAUGUACAAGGUCUCCAAAUCAAGGAAAAUGAAGCUUGGGUUCCUGUUCUUCCACUUCCUAAUGCUUUUAUAGUCAACGUUGGUGAUAUCCUAGAGAUUAGUCAACUAUGA
This is a messenger RNA of Coffea eugenioides, 630 nucleotides long. RefSeq names its product protein SRG1-like. The record is from RefSeq and is a predicted model, not a curated record. Bases 1 to 630 code for a protein of 209 amino acids. Lineage: Eukaryota; Viridiplantae; Streptophyta; Magnoliopsida; Gentianales; Rubiaceae. The transcript is spliced from 3 exons.